GAGGUGUUGACUUGGAUGGAGCCUCAGCCAAUGGCAAGUUAUAUGUGUUGCUUGUGUUGGUGUGAGCAGUUGUGUUGCUGUUCCUCCACUCUCCUUCAGUGUUACCUUCAGUGUCAGAAGACGAGGAAUUGUCAAGAGGUGACUGCCAUAACGACCCGUGUAGUUGUACCUAGGAAGAUGACUACGAAGCUGGCUAGUGGUCACAAGGUGGAGGCCAUGAGCGAGGAGUGGCUGGCCAGGAUGGAGGAGGAACAGACGCUAUACAACCAUGGUAUGGUCCGCCUCAGGCCCGGAGGCUGGCUCUACCCGACGCUCUUCACCAAAUAUGCCGACACCAUCUACAACUUCAAGUUCACUGAAGGUGACGUACUUGUGAUGGGAAUGCCCAGGUCUGGGACGACCUGGAUGUUGGAGUUGGUGUGGACGAUGCUUCACAACCCCGACCUCAACAACCAGAGGGCCGACCUGCCCAUCUUCAUCAGAGCACCGCAUAUAGACUUUGACAUGAUGCUUGACAGCAAGACCAUCAGAAGCACUGUUGAGAAUCCUCGGCAGAUGACAGAAAUGUUUCGUCAAAUGUGUCCAGGGAAGAAGGUAGAAGACGGAGUGUUUCUGCAGAUUAGCGAGGCUUUACCUGCUCCUAGAGUGAUGAAGACCCACCUGCCCUGCACCCUCCUGCCGCUUACCCUUCUUCACACCACAAAG
Molecule: messenger RNA, 705 nt
Organism: Procambarus clarkii (red swamp crayfish)
Lineage: Eukaryota; Metazoa; Arthropoda; Malacostraca; Decapoda; Cambaridae
Source: RefSeq, a predicted model, not a curated record